AUGGCAGAGCUUUUGAUUGGAACAGCAUUCAUCACCGGCGCCGCCUCAGGUCUCGGCCGAGCGACCGCUUUCGCAUUUGCACAGCACGGCAUCACGAACCUUGCUCUGAUCGACCUCGACCCCACCGCCCUCGAAAGCACCAAAUCCGAUCUCAUACAGAAGUUCCCAAAACUCAAUGUGCUCGUCCUGGUCUCCGACGUUCGUUCCGAGGACGCCGUAGCCCGAGCAAUCGCCGACACUGUCUCACAAUUCGGUCGGAUUGACGCUGCAGUCAACAAUGCCGGCAUCAGCGGCGGAAGCUUUGCUCUCACUCAAGAUGCUUCUUGGGAGGACUGGUCUCGGAUUUACGACGUCAACAUUCACGGCGUGUGGAGAUGCCAGAAGCAUGAGUUAAAGCAGAUGUCUGGGCAGGAAUUGAUCGAGACCAAUAAGUCCCGCGGCGUGAUCAUCAACGUUGCGUCGGUGCUGGGCCUACUGGGUGGCAACGCUACCACUCCGGUGGCCGGAUAUUCCUCUACAAAGCAUGCAGUGCUUGGUUUGACGAAGACGGAUGCUAUUUGUUAUGCCACGCAGGGCAUUCGGGUGAACGCUAUAUGUCCCGGUUACAUUGAUACACCGUUGCUUCAAAACCUGGACGAAGCGACGCUCCAACGCAUCGUUUCCAAGAUUCCAGCUGGACGGCUAGGCAACCCGGAAGAGAUUGGCAAUGCCAUCGUCUUCCUGGCAUCAUACCUGAGUUCCUUCAUGACUGGUCAAGGUCUCGUGGUGGAUGGGGGACAGCUGGCGGGCUAAAGGUCUUAGUCGCAUGACAAUGCUUCGCGGAACAAUUGGCACACGAGCGUAAACGCUUGCAUUGAUGCUUGAGUCAAUGCUUGAACCCGCAGAUGGGGCUGAGGGAUUUUCAGGGACCGUAGGUAGCCCGGUAAGGAUUGCUAUUGAGUUGCCAUGUACAGUCCUUGCUGCAGGGUGGCUCAAUGGCAUCUUGAGACCUCCAGCGUGCUUUACGGCCGUUCGACUUCCAUUUUGCGGGGGUUGACGGAUUCCUCUUCUGUACGCUGCAUGAUUUCUUCGUCUGCACGAGCUGUAGCUCGCACGUACAUCCUUCUUUCGGCCGCAUGCUAGGACAAUUCACCACUGAAGGGAUGCAG
Messenger RNA from Zymoseptoria tritici IPO323, 1148 nucleotides. RefSeq lists its product as uncharacterized. NCBI's taxonomy places the organism in Eukaryota, Fungi, Ascomycota, Dothideomycetes, Mycosphaerellales, Mycosphaerellaceae. The transcript is spliced from 6 exons. Gene Ontology annotation, molecular function: oxidoreductase activity, acting on the CH-OH group of donors, NAD or NADP as acceptor; quinone binding. The coding region runs from base 1 to 792 and encodes 263 amino acids. Gene Ontology annotation, biological process: fatty acid biosynthetic process. The record is from RefSeq and is a predicted model, not a curated record.